Molecule: messenger RNA, 1193 nt
Organism: Amoebophrya sp. A25
Lineage: Eukaryota; Dinophyceae; Syndiniales; Amoebophryaceae
Source: the annotation of a GenBank genome assembly
GAACAAACUACUGAGUAUGUAGUUCGUUGCUGUUGGUUCUUGUAACAACUCAUCAUCUAGUACUCCAUGAGUGAUCUGCUCUGUGUGCCAAUCAAUUUGGCUAGUACUUUAAUUUACAGUUUGAGUACUUAGAUAGAAACUAGACGAAAUCGAGCAUAUGUAUCAACACAAUGACAAUCUCAUAAUUUUUUGCAUCAGCAUAAUCUACGACUACGCGUCAAUCAUGGUUCUUGGAAGGAGAGUGGACUGCUCCUUCAAGAAUGCUUCAAGAGUGAGCUCUUAGAGGAAGAAGUCUCAGUCCUCUGGAGGAGUUCGUAGAAGUAGAGGAGAAAUAUAUCUUAUUAAGUUAUUCCGUUGCUGCUCUACUCCAAGACGCAAGUGCAUCUACAUGGUGCUUAGCAGUCGUCCGCUUCUUUCCUCGUGGCUGGUUUACCUCAUGCUGUUUCUGUCAUCCUCCAAAUAUCUCAACAUUAUCUUAAAUCUUACUCUGCUUAUGAAACGGAAUGUUGAGGCUUUUCAGAUAACAAAUCGCAAUAUCUUGUUGUCGCAACUUCUUACCGUUGUACUUAGCUUAGCUUUCACGCUGUAUGUCAGCUCUGUGGCUCGUCUCUGUCUGCUUAAAAUUACUUUAUCUUUUCUGUAUGCUUUUGCUUUCCUUGUUGAUUAAGUGCGAUCACACUGCUGGUAUGUAUUUACUCAGUCUAGCUCUUACACUACUGUGCUGUCUUAUUCUUUGCGUCCGUGAAGUGCGUACUUUCUUUGCGCCCACCCCAGCUGGUGCGUCGAACGAUUCGAAAAAUUUGUAAUUGUAAUAUAAUGUCUAGCCCGCCAUAGUUUUUUCCCAGAAGACCAAAAUCACCUUUCAUUUGGAUAGAUCAAAAAAACGGUAUUCGUGGUCCUAUCCAAUCGCUCUAUUCUGGGGUUGCAAAGGCCACCAUAGUACAAGAAGUAGUUGAUGGACAUCAUUAAGACAAGGAUGGAACGUCACGAUGAACGUUCUGCACAUGCAGAACGAUAAUUGUCAAACACAAGCGCCAGAAUCAGAACUGUAGUAAACAACAUUCAUAUUUAUCAUUUCAUGCCGAUGAAAUCUCAGGGAUCAUCUUGGCUUGGCUGAAAAGCUAUUCACGGGAUGACACAAAGAUACAAAUCAACGACCACCUGCAGCUUUUGGUCGUAGUUUUUGUUGAUGG